Messenger RNA from Octodon degus (degu), 1339 nucleotides. It is a transcript of the gene Tph1, whose product is annotated as tryptophan hydroxylase 1. The transcript has 10 exons. Gene Ontology annotation, biological process: serotonin biosynthetic process; aromatic amino acid metabolic process. Bases 5 to 1339 code for a protein of 444 amino acids. Gene Ontology annotation, molecular function: tryptophan 5-monooxygenase activity; iron ion binding. The record is from RefSeq and is a predicted model, not a curated record. NCBI's taxonomy places the organism in Eukaryota, Metazoa, Chordata, Mammalia, Rodentia, Octodontidae. Gene Ontology annotation, cellular component: neuron projection.
CAUCAUGAUUGAAGACAAUAAGGAGAACAAAGAGUAUUCCUUGGAAAGAGGAAGAACAACUCUCAUUUUUUCAUUAAAAAAUGAAGUUGGAGGACUUAUAAGAGCACUGAAAAUUUUCCAGGAGAAGCAUGUGAACCUGUUACAUAUUGAGUCCCGAAAAUCCAAGAGAAGAAAUUCAGAAUUUGAGAUUUUUGUUGAUUGUGAUAUCAACAGAGAACAAUUGAAUGACAUUUUUCACCUGCUGAAGUCUCAUACUAACGUUCUCUCUGUGAACCCACCAGCUAAUGUUACUGUGAAGGAAGACGGUAUGGAAACUGUCCCUUGGUUUCCAAAGAAGAUCUCUGAUCUGGACUUUUGUGCUACCAGAGUUCUGAUGUAUGGAUCUGAACUUGAUGCGGAUCAUCCUGGCUUCAAAGACAAUGUGUACCGUCAAAGACGAAAGUAUUUUGCAGAAUUGGCUAUGAACUAUAAACACGGAGACCCCAUCCCCAAGGUUGAAUUCACUGAAGAAGAGAUUAAUACCUGGGGAACUGUUUUCCGAGAGCUCAAUAAACUCUAUCCAACUCAUGCCUGCAGAGAGUACCUCAAAAACUUACCUUUGCUUUCUAAAUAUUGUGGUUAUCGGGAAGAUAAUAUUCCACAACUGGAAGAUGUUUCAAACUUUUUAAAAGAGCGCACAGGGUUUUCCAUCCGUCCUGUGGCUGGCUAUCUAUCACCAAGAGAUUUCCUAUCAGGUUUAGCCUUUCGAGUUUUUCACUGCACUCAGUAUGUGAGACACAGUUCAGAUCCCCUCUAUACCCCGGAGCCAGAUACCUGCCACGAACUCCUAGGUCAUGUCCCACUCUUGGCUGAACCUAGUUUCGCUCAGUUCUCCCAGGAAAUUGGUCUGGCAUCGCUUGGAGCUUCAGAGGAGGCUGUUCAAAAGCUGGCAACGUGCUACUUUUUCACCGUGGAGUUUGGCUUGUGUAAACAAGAUGGGCAGCUGAGAGUCUUCGGUGCUGGCUUGCUUUCUUCUAUCAGUGAACUCAAGCAUGCACUUUCUGGACAUGCCAAAGUAAAGCCCUUCGAUCCCAAGGUUACCUGCAAACAAGAAUGUCUUAUCACAACAUUUCAAGAUGUCUAUUUUGUAUCUGAAAGCUUCGAAGAUGCUAAGGAGAAAAUGAGAGAAUUCACCAAAACAAUUAAGCGUCCAUUUGGGGUGAAGUAUAAUCCAUAUACUCAGAGUAUUCAGAUCCUGAAAGAUGCUAAAAGCAUAACCAGUGUCAUGAAUGAGCUGCGGCAUGAUCUUGAUGUCGUCAGUGAUGCCCUCACUAAGGUCAGCAGGCAGCUGAGUAUGUGA